AUGGAGAACCAGAACGCGUAUGAAGGCAUCGAGGGGAAUGACCAACACUAUUUCCUGGGAAGUGAGGCCGUCGCCGCUCAAUCUCAACAGUCUGCUAGUGACAACCAAGCAAACCAACAACUUAACAACAACUUACCCAAUAACAACAACGUCAUUGGAGUACAGCCCGGCGGCACACACAACCUGGCCGCCGUCGUCCAGCCACAGGAGGAUGAUGACGAUCACCCGGAAAAUCCGCAUCUAAGCGAUGAAAUCCGGGCUGCCCUCAUCGAGAUAGCCAACACCAACCCUCCAGUUGACAUUCGGACCGUUGAACCGGGGCUCUUGCGGGCUAUUAUCGCCGAUGUCUCCAGGAUGCUCCACGCACGCAAUGGCCGAUGUCGCCAUGUGGACGGGGUCACAGGCGAGCGGUGUCAAGCGCGAAGGUGGAAGGCGGGUGCGCGAAAAUGCAUGAGCCACCUCAAGAGGCAUCCUUCGGUGGAGACGCAGAUCAGGAUCCUGAUGAGGCAAAUGCAAGGCCACGGGACCUGCUCUGGCGAUUACGCCUGGAAGGAGAGGGAAGAUGGGAGGCUCUGCGACGGAUGUAGAAGGAAGGAUGCCCUCCACCGGGAAAGAUCAGGGAUGUAA
Messenger RNA from Neurospora crassa OR74A, 627 nucleotides. RefSeq lists its product as hypothetical. The record is from RefSeq and is a predicted model, not a curated record. NCBI's taxonomy places the organism in Eukaryota, Fungi, Ascomycota, Sordariomycetes, Sordariales, Sordariaceae. The transcript is spliced from 2 exons. Bases 1 to 627 code for a protein of 208 amino acids.